AUGACGACCGCGCGUGACAAUAGCGCGACGACGCUCGAGCUGUAUCGCAAGACGCUGAAUUUCAAUGUGAUCGGCAGAUAUGACCCCAAAAUAAAGCAGCUGCUGUUCCACACGCCGCAUGCGACGGUGUACAAGUGGGAGGCCGGCGAGAACAAGUGGAACAAGCUGGAGUACCAGGGCGUGCUGGCUAUAUAUCUACGCGAUGUGCGCGAGCAGGCGGAGCUGCCGGUGCCGCACCAGGAGGCGAGUGCAGGCGCGGAGGGGCGGUGCGGCGAGGUGCUCAGCGGGCGCGACAUCUACAACUACGCGCUGAUCGUGCUCAACCGGAUCAACCCCGAGAACUUCUCGAUUGCAAUUGCGCCGAACAGCGUUGUGAACAAGCGGCGUCUCUUUUCGCCGGAGGAGAACGUGCAGCAGCCGCUGGAGCCAAUGGACGUUGAGGUCAAAGAUGAACUGGUGAUCAUCAAAAACCUGCGGAAGGAGGUGUACGGCAUCUGGAUCCACACGCCAACCGACAGGCAGAACAUCUACGAUUUACUGAAAUAUCUCCUGGAGAACGAGCCGAAGGAUUCGUUUGCCUGA
Eremothecium gossypii ATCC 10895 is the source of this 582-nucleotide messenger RNA. RefSeq names its product Dcp1p (gene DCP1). Gene Ontology annotation, molecular function: mRNA binding; enzyme activator activity. The transcript has a single exon. Gene Ontology annotation, cellular component: P-body. NCBI's taxonomy places the organism in Eukaryota, Fungi, Ascomycota, Saccharomycetes, Saccharomycetales, Saccharomycetaceae. The record is from RefSeq and is marked provisional. Gene Ontology annotation, biological process: deadenylation-independent decapping of nuclear-transcribed mRNA; deadenylation-dependent decapping of nuclear-transcribed mRNA; positive regulation of catalytic activity. Bases 1 to 582 code for a protein of 193 amino acids.